This is a messenger RNA of Monopterus albus (swamp eel), 3261 nucleotides long. RefSeq names its product major facilitator superfamily domain containing 8-like 1 (gene mfsd8l1). Gene Ontology annotation, biological process: transmembrane transport. Gene Ontology annotation, molecular function: transmembrane transporter activity. The transcript is spliced from 12 exons. Lineage: Eukaryota; Metazoa; Chordata; Actinopteri; Synbranchiformes; Synbranchidae. The record is from RefSeq and is a predicted model, not a curated record. Bases 276 to 1724 code for a protein of 482 amino acids.
UCGAUUGGAUAAAUUGCGCAAGAGCUCAGCAGCUGCCUUUGGCUGUUUGCAGGUUGGGCGGACGACUUCUUGCUGAGGGAGUUUAGCGGCUUCAGGGAUUACACAUGCACACCUUGUUGCGAUAACUAGGCUGCGACAAUAUGCGGUCCUAUUAUUUUCUUCUAUCUGGCUGCAGGCUAGCUUGGUAACACGUACCUCGGACGCGCUGCGCUCGAGAUUAUGCCAGGUGUGGUGUGAUGAGUCCCAGUAUAGGAAGGUUAUGACAGCCAAACGCGAUGGAUAAUCGACGGAAAAAGAAGCUGACAUUCUUCACUAUUGGGUUAAUUUUUUUUCUUAGCGGUGUGGAAUAUGCUGUAAUAUUACCCACAAUAUGGAGGUACUUGCAGACCUUAAAUGCAGCUCCUUACUUCCUGGGUUUGGUCCUGUCUGCAUUUAGCUUCAGUGGCCUCCUUUCAGGACCAUUGUUUGGCCACUGGUCUGACAGAACAGGUACCACCAAGAAGAUCCUCUUAUUUGCCAACCUUUUUGAGAUAGUUGGUAAUUUCAUGUAUUUCAUGGAGUACUCAAAGUGGCUGUUGCUGUCUAGCAGACUGGUAGCAGGCAUUGGCACAGGCGCUGGCUCUUCUAUCUUUGGUUUCCUGACCAGAAUUACUGCUGCAGAGGACCGCGCCACAGUGUUUGCUGCAGUCAUGGCAUGUCGACAACUUGGCCUUCUGAUUGGUCCAGCAUUUAACAUCUUCCUCAGGCUUUGUGAUUUCCACCUGGGUCCUUUUGUGGUCAAUAAAUAUACUGCACCUGGAUUGUUUAUGUGCUUGCUGUGGGUUCUACUUCAACUGGCUGUGGUCUUCAUGUACUGGGAUCUACCACAUCUGGAGAGAGGGAGGGUGCAGGAGGGUUCAACAAGCAGGAACAGGGAGGAGGACAGUGAUGAGGCAAAGCCGUUAAUGGGGUCCCAGGAGGCGGUAGCAUCCAACCCCACUGGAAAUCAAAGCUUUGCUGCCUCCAGUGUCAUGCCGAAUCAUAUUUCCCCACCUUCCUCGCCACUGCCAUCACAGGCCCUUGAAUCCUCCAGCCCCUUUAACAAUUUUAGUAUAUCCCGAGAGUUCCUGAGAGAAGAGGUGGUUGUGCUGCUGGCUGCUCAGUUCAUCACCCUUUUCAACCAGACAGCAUUGGAGACCAUGGUGACUCCACUGACACAGAAGUUCUUUGGCUAUGGGGAGCUAGAGAAUAGUGUGAUGUACUCUCUCUGUGGUGUAGAGGUGAUCGCUGGCUUCCUGUUUGUGCGCUGGCUGAGUUGCCGUGCUAGCGACAGAGCGGUCCUGGCUGUUGGUUUGACCAUCUGCAACAUCGCUGGUGUCUGGUGCCUCAUCUUCCUGGCUAACCCACUAGGUGGUUUCCCGUGGCAGCUGACUGAGUUUAUAAUUGGAGUGUUCCUGCAGGUUUUGGGUUUGCCAUUUGUAGCUGUAGCCCAAGUUUCCCUCUUCUCCAAAGUUACUGCUGAGAAAACACAAGGUUUCAGUCAGGGAGUGCGUCGCUCAGUGGGAGGUCUAGCUACCAUUUUGGGCCCUCUCUGGGCUGGUGGUCUUACCGAGAACAUGUAUAUCAUGCUGGGGGUGAUGGCGGCACUGCUGGCACUGCUAACGAUGAUGCUGGCAUUUUCAUAUGACCGUCUGGUUGAGCCUGCUGCUGAGGAACAAGCAGACAGCCCAGACAGAUGUGCUUAAUCCGAGCAGAUGUUGAAGAGCAAAGUGGGAGCUUCCCUGUGCUACACUAGCAGAACUUGCACAAUCUCACUUUCUGCUUUGGGACCAGCAUUCAAAGUGAUAACACACACCUUGCGAGUACUCCCCUAAUGCUCGGACUUAUCAGCUUUAGUGUGCAGAGGCUGAUCAAAGCACUGUUUUGGUUUAUGCAUACGUGUCCCAUGGAAAUACAGAAUCCUGGUGGCACCACAUGUACAAGCACUGGGUGAAAAUUGUUUGUUCGCAUGUGUUCUCUACUGACUACAUUAAUGCAUCACGCAUUCUGUUUGGGUUUCAGCAUUUACAAUAUAAUACAUAGUUAAAUUAUUGACCAGGCUAAAUGUGUGUGGAUUUAGCUGACCUCUGUCCUUGUGCUGUAGCAGAAUAUAUGAACUGUUUCACCAUGAUCUUUAAUACUUCAUCUCCUGCAAAAACAAACUUUGAAUAUAUGCAUUAGCAAAUUUUGAGGUUAUUUGGCAGACAGAAAACAAGUUUUCAUGUCCUCUAAAAUAAAAUCCUCAAAGUUUUGACAAAUAUUCCAAAAUGAUACAUCAGAAGCAUUUUGAGCUUGAUGAAAUGUCAUUUCAGUCACUUCAUUUAAUUCAGUCUCGUUUUUUCUGAUACAAUCAAGGCUUCUCCUUGUCCACUGCUAAAUGUUUGCCAAAACCCAGCCUAAUUUUUUUUUUUUUUUUCUUGCAAGUUGUACAUCAAUUUUAAAUUUUCAGUGGUCACUCUCAUUAAAGCAACAGAACUACUAAUACUAACAGGAAGAAAUUAAAUAGAUGUCCAUUCUACCUUUUUUGUAUGGUGAUAAAUUCUUUUUCAAAUGCAUUUACAGCCUGACUAAUAAAUGUCUCAGGGUAACACCAAAUACUUUGGUGCAAAAUUAGGAGGCAUUAUAUUUUGGCCUAAAAUCAAUCGGUAAAUGAUUUCUUCAAGUACUGGAUUCUGCCAUAAUAACAAAACUGCUGAUAUCUGUCAAGACCUUAUUCGAGGUGGCUGUUAAACUUUCACAUCUGCCUGGUGUUAAGGCUGUUAGUGUUUCCUGUUUUGAAAAGUAGCAAGCAGUAUAACUUUGUAGUUGUCAGUUGCUGAUGUAGUACUUUUUUUUUAGCACUGGAAGGUGCUCUUAGUCUUUGUUCCUGAUGUAUGUAUUCCCCAUGAGCCAAAUGUUUGAUGUGGGAGCUACGUCUGUCAGAAAACUCCAAAAUAUCAAGUGAACUCCUACAAAAGGAAAACAAAAUGCCAAGACAGCUUUAUCGGUAGUGUUUUGCACAAAAAAUAGCCUUGGAGUUUUAGGUGAUAAUGCAGAAAUCGCACAAAUCACCCUAAGAACAGUGUUUUUGUUUUUUUUUUUCCCCCCAUUCCCUGAAGUCUAGAUUUUCUACGUCUUCAUAAUUUCUUUAGGUUUUAUAUUCACGAGCAGCACAAAUAUGUUAUGACUGGAGAUUAAGUAUAUUUAAUAGAUCUUUUGUGGGCACUUUUUAAAAAAUUCUUUCUAUAAAAAACUUUCACCAUA